This is a messenger RNA of Arabidopsis lyrata subsp. lyrata, 1057 nucleotides long. RefSeq names its product agamous-like MADS-box protein AGL49. The transcript has a single exon. Gene Ontology annotation, molecular function: protein dimerization activity; cis-regulatory region sequence-specific DNA binding; DNA-binding transcription factor activity, RNA polymerase II-specific. The record is from RefSeq and is a predicted model, not a curated record. Bases 161 to 1057 code for a protein of 298 amino acids. Gene Ontology annotation, biological process: positive regulation of transcription by RNA polymerase II. NCBI's taxonomy places the organism in Eukaryota, Viridiplantae, Streptophyta, Magnoliopsida, Brassicales, Brassicaceae.
UUGAGAUAAAGCUUAGUCCUAAAGCCCUAUAUAUUACAGAACCAUCAUAGUCUCGUUUCACUUCCCAUCGUUGUUACAUUACUCUCUGUUUCUACUCCGAUCGAAACUUUUCUACUUUGAUUUUCUCUUACGAUUUGAUCACAGUCUCGUCUCUUUGAAGAUGGCUCCUCGUGAUAAAAAACCAAACAAGUCCUCCUCGGAAGAUGAUGAUUUGCAGAGGAAGAAGAAACAGAGCUUUUUCAAACAGAGAUUUCCUGGUUUAAAGAAGAAAGCUACAGAGCUCUCUGUUCUUUGCGGUAACUCUGUUGGUUUCAUCUGUUACGGUCCCGACAACGAUCUCCAUGUUUGGCCUCAGCCUCAUGAUCAUAACCCACAAACCCUAACACAGAUCGUGGCCAAGUUCAAUGCGUUGAGUGAUAACAAGAGGAUGCAUAACGCCUGCGAUCUCUACGACUUCCCUAAUCUCAAGGGUUUAUCCGGUGACGAGUUGAGGAACCAUCUCGUUAACCUUGACUCUCACUUAGUCGGGGUCAAGCAACACAAGAUAAGUAUAUUACGAAACUUGAAGAAGCCUAAGUCGAAGGAAACGGAAGAGGAUGAUCAUCUUAGGGUUUCAGACAACAACACCAUCAUCUCAAACCGCAAGGUGUUUUCGUCCGAAGAUCAGAGAUUAGGGUUUGGUGGGGUAUUUGACGAGUUGGGUUACGUAUUACGUGGCUCCCACGAAACUGUUUCCAACAUUGUAUCUUCUACUGCUUCGAAGGUUUCUAGGGAUGUUGGUAGUGUUACGGAUUCUUCUCUACUUAAUCCUUUCACGUUAGGGUUUUCCAAUGAUUAUUUCCCGGCGGUUCUUAUGGCGGUCACAAAUAAUUUGGGGGUUUGUGCCAACAAUGGUGGUGUGUGGGAUCUUUCUUGGAUAGAUUCAAAGUUUUCUUCAACACUAUUUACUGAUGAUUGGACGGUUUCUGGCUACAAUCCACUUCUCGGAGCCACUGAUUCUUUUACGGCGAGCACUUACCAAACGCCGGUCACUGAUAAUUUAGGGUCCGUCUUCUAG